UUCUGGUAACGCCGGACGCUGACAGUGCGGCCAUGUCGGAAAAAAGCGGCUUGCUAGCGCUCUGCCCUCAGGGAGCAGUGACGGGCCAAGACCAGCCAGUCACAUGUAAGCUUAGGGGUAGAUGUUCCCUUUUUCCUGUUAAGUGCCACUAGCUUCUCCCUCCCCCUUCGCACGCCGGGAAAUGUAGUCCGGUGGCCAUUGCCGGCGGAGGCUGGACCGAGGCGUUCUCUCAGAGCAUGACGGGAGUUGUAGUUGGGGGGCGUCCCGGAAGGUUCCGGGUGACGCCUUCUGGUCCGGGGGCGGGCGGUCAUAGCGCUCCUUGGCUGAAAGGAGGAGGAACUGGCAACUGGGAGGAGGCUCUAGCGAGGCCUGGAAGUCUGCGCAGCUAGGCGGGGAGGGAAUUUAGGGUUGGGGGACGGCCAAGGAGCGCGUCUGAUAUGCCGCUGGGGUCGUGACCGCUCGGGGACCAAGGCAGGACCUGGCCAUACCCAGCCUGGAGGCCUCGCCUUCGUUGGGCCUAAUUUCUAAAGGCUGGGUAGGCCUUAACGAGAGGCUUCUUUCCGUGCGACCGCCGCGGAUUCCUGCCCUGAUUUUCUGUCCAGGAGAUGGCCUCCCCGAGCCCCCCGCCGGAGCCAAAGGGGUUGCUGACAUUUGAGGAUGUGGCUGUGUUUUUUACCCAGGAGGAGUGGGAUUAUCUGGAUCCAGCACAGAGAAGCCUGUAUAAAGAUGUCAUGAUGGAGAAUUAUGGAAACCUGGUCUCACUGGAUGUUUUGAACAGAGAUAAGGAUGAGGAGCCAACUGUGAAACAAGAAAUUGAGGAGAUUGAGGAAGAAGUGGAACCACAGGGUGUAAUAGUUACAAGAAUCAAAAGUGAAAUUGACCAAGAUCCCAUAGGUAGGGAAACCUUUGAACUUGUUGGUAGGUUAGAUAAACAGAGAGGUAUCUUCUUAUGGGAAAUACCAAGGGAAUCUUUGGCCCAGGACCAGAGAAUGUUCAGAGGAAACAGUAAUAUUAUUCGUAAGAGAUCAAACUCAGAAGAGAAAUGCCAUAAAUGUGAAGAAUGUGGAAAAGGUUUUGUCAGGAAGGCCCAUUUCAUUCAACAUCAAAGGGUACAUACUGGUGAGAAGCCUUUUCAAUGCAACGAAUGUGGAAAAAGUUUUAGUCGCAGUUCAUUUGUUAUUGAGCAUCAGAGAAUUCACACUGGGGAAAGGCCGUAUGAGUGUAAUUAUUGUGGAAAAACCUUUAGUGUGAGCUCAACCCUUAUUAGACAUCAGAGAAUCCACACUGGAGAGAGACCCUAUCAGUGUAAUCAGUGUAAACAGAGCUUCAGCCAGAGAAGGAGCCUUGUUAAACAUCAAAGGAUUCACACAGGUGAGAAACCCCAUAAAUGUAGUGACUGUGGAAAAGCCUUCAGUUGGAAGUCACACCUUAUUGAACAUCAGAGAACUCACACUGGUGAGAAACCCUAUCACUGUACCAAAUGUAAGAAAAGCUUUAGUCGAAAUUCAUUACUUGUUGAACAUCAGAGAAUUCACACUGGGGAAAGACCUCAUAAAUGUGGAGAAUGUGGGAAAGCUUUUAGAUUAAGUACGUACCUUAUACAACACCAAAAAAUCCACACUGGUGAGAAGCCUUUUCUUUGUAUCGAAUGUGGAAAAAGCUUCAGUCGGAGCUCAUUCCUUAUUGAGCAUCAGAGGAUCCAUACAGGUGAAAGACCUUAUCAGUGCAAAGAGUGCGGGAAAAGCUUCAGUCAGCUGUGCAACCUUACUCGUCAUCAGAGAAUUCACACAGGAGACAAACCCCAUAAAUGUGAGGAAUGUGGAAAAGCCUUUAGCAGAAGCUCGGGUCUUAUUCAGCAUCAGAGAAUCCACACCAGAGAGAAGACUUAUUCAUACAAUGAAACCAAGGAAAGUUUUGAUCCAAAUUGCAGUCUUGUUAUACAGCAGGAAGUCUACCCCAAGGAAAAAUCUUAUAAAUGUGAUGAAUGUGGAAAAACUUUCAGUGUCAGUGCCCACCUUGUACAACAUCAAAGAAUCCACACUGGUGAAAAGCCCUACCUAUGUACUGUAUGCGGGAAAAGCUUCAGUCGGAGCUCAUUUCUUAUUGAACAUCAAAGAAUCCACACUGGUGAGAGACCUUAUCUGUGCAGACAGUGUGGCAAAAGCUUUAGUCAGCUUUGUAAUCUUAUUCGACAUCAGGGUGUUCACACAGGUAAUAAACCCCAUAAAUGUGACGAAUGCGGGAAGGCCUUUAGCCGGAACUCGGGCCUAAUUCAGCAUCAGAGAAUACACACAGGAGAGAAACCUUACAAGUGUGAGAAGUGUGACAAAAGUUUUAGUCAACAGCGCAGCCUUGUCAACCAUCAGAAGAUCCACACAGAGGCAAAAACUCAAGAAACCCAUGAAUGUGAUGCUUGUGGCGAAGCCUUCAAUUGCCGCAUCUCUCUUAUUCAGCAUCAGAAAUUGCACACUACAUGGAUGCAGUAAAUGUAGAGACAUACUCAAGCUCAGUUGGACUUGAGACUAGCUACCCAAGUGCAGUUUCAGUAUGGCUCCCUGUGAGUCCGGUUUAGUGACAAAGCAGAUUGUCCUUGGCCUCAGGCAAAUGGUUUCUAAAGAUUCUGUGAAAGGGGGACAGCUGCCCACAGGCAGCUGAAGACUUCCAUUACUCUCUAUUUUGAUGAUCCUAGAGAAGGACUCAGUAAUUUAUUUAAGCAUCUUUUUUUCUCACACGUCUUUUAGGAGAGAGGUCAAACCCAGGUUCAGAGCACUUGGUAUUAUAAUUAAUAAAGGGACAAGGACAAAGUUGCAUUGGUACAAGGGAGCAGAAGUGAGAAAACUGGAAUAAUUAAUUAUUCAGGAGUGUCCCCUGCCACCAUCAUAUGAUGGUUCGUUCAGUUCCAUAAUAUGCUUGGCAGUGCAUGCCAAAGCCUAGUGACGAAGCAUAUGAUUAAGUUUUCAAGGAAACAGCCCCUUUUUUUUUU
This is a messenger RNA of Lontra canadensis (Northern American river otter), 2983 nucleotides long. It is a transcript of the gene ZNF189, whose product is annotated as zinc finger protein 189. Gene Ontology annotation, biological process: regulation of DNA-templated transcription. The record is from RefSeq and is a predicted model, not a curated record. Bases 606 to 2486 code for a protein of 626 amino acids. The transcript has 3 exons. NCBI's taxonomy places the organism in Eukaryota, Metazoa, Chordata, Mammalia, Carnivora, Mustelidae.